Messenger RNA from Misgurnus anguillicaudatus (oriental weatherfish), 3337 nucleotides. Lineage: Eukaryota; Metazoa; Chordata; Actinopteri; Cypriniformes; Cobitidae. The record is from RefSeq and is a predicted model, not a curated record.
ACUUAUAUGAGGUGUAGGGCUACUACUAUACAUAUAUAUCAUCAGUGCAUCACAAGCAUGCAUAUUCUGUUUAAUUGAAGAGCAACAGAAGCAACAGAUGGUUUGAAAUUAAAAGGACAAUCAAAAGAUGAAGUCAUCACUGUCCAGUGUAGCGCUGGUCACUCUAUUGGUCUCCAGCACACAUGCUUUCAUGUCUGUUUUGGUGGGUAAUGAAAACACCCAUGUGACCAUUACUAGUCAGGCCGUUAUGGCGAAAAUCUAUGAGGUGUGUGAAGCAGUUGCUAAAUAUGAGGGAAGACCAUUUAAACCAACGGGGCCAUCAGCAGAGGAACUGCUAUAUGCCUGCCUGGGCACGAAGACGGGUGAAGUUUCAGGUGCCAGAUUCCGGACAGCGUUGAAUCAAAUCUACACGCAGAAUGUCAUUGUGGACCGUGACUUCAUGACCAGCGCACCGCACCAUUUCAACAACGAGGCCUUCGGCGAGGGACACGACCUCAUCAUUCAUGGAAUAAAAGCCAUUUUAGAUCAUGUCCGCACCGACAACCUUCAGUCUGCCCGAGAAACGCUGGGGCGAGUGUGUCACACACUGCAGGAUUUCUACAGCCAUAGUAACUGGGUUGAACUGGGUAACAAAAGUCCAUAUGCCAAUCUCAUCAGACCAGAUCUCAACAUUGAGAACAUAGCAGAUCGUUCAAUGCCAACAUGCAGUGACUGUGCCAGUGGCAACUGUCCAAACCCUUUGCUGCCUGCCACUCUCAAUGGGAAGUACCUUACUUCAGGAUACAUGGGGUUCGACUCUCCUGACAAACCUCAAGGUAAAUGCAGCCAUGGUGGGGAUGCUGAUCUCAGUAGUGCCCAGAUUCCUCGUGGUGGGAUCAGUAAGGAUGAGAGCCAUUCUUAUAAUGCUGAUCUGCACAAUACUGCUGUAAGCCUGGCAGCGGAGGCCACCACGGAGCUGUUAGAGGGCAUCCGUGCAGCUAUAGGCAACAAUGACUAUCUACGGUUAAUGGGAAUCACAAGAUCAGUAGUGCUGGCUUUUGUGAUUGAUACCACAGCUAGUAUGGCAGUUUACUUGGACGAUAUUAAGAAAGUCACCGGUGAUGUCAUUGACAAGAAAAAGGGAACUCAAGAUGAACCAUCUGAAUAUAUUCUGGUGUCGUGUAAUGAGCCAGAAUUUGGACCGCUGAUAAGGACCACAAAUCCAGAUGUGAUGAAGGCCGAGAUUUUUCAUCUCAAAGCUAGCAGCGGUGGAAAGGGAAUGUGCCUGUCAUCUCUUCGGUUGGCUUUGACAGGUGCUCCACCCUCUUCGCAUAUAUAUGUGUUUACGGAUGAUUCACCUAAUGAUAUAGGACUAGAGAAAAGCAUUACAACCCUAAUCCGUAGCACCAAAUCAACGGUAUCUUUCAUUGUUCCACUAUGGCUAAGGAGGAGAAUGGCUUUGGUGGCACAGCCACGCUCAGAGUUUCAGGUGUAUCAUGAUCUGGCUUUGGCUUCUGGGGGUCAAGCCAUGGAGGUCUCCAGGACCAUGCUUACUCAAACCACUGACAUCAUUGCUGAUACCUGUACUUCAAAGCUGGUCACAAUUCUGCAGCGCUCCAGGAACCCUGGACGUGUCGAGAGUUUUCCCUUUUUGCUAGAUAAGUCCGUAUCUAACGCCACCAUCUACAUCACAGGAAGUAACCUGCUAUUCACUAUACGCAGCCCUUCAGGUGUGUCUCAAACUAAUACAGAACCCAAUGGGAAGUUGGGAACAAAUGUUAGAGUGGGAAACCUGGAACGAUUUCACUUGAAAGCAACUGAGAUAGGCAUGUGGUACAUUGACAUGAGGUCAACGCAACCCUACACAAUAAAAGUUACCGGUCAGAGCACAAUUACAUUUAUUUAUGACUUUGUGGAGGAAUUCAAAGGACCUCAUCCUGGUUUUGCCAUCAUUAAUCAACGGCCACCAGCAGGCUUGCCGGCUAAGCUGUUGCUAACGCUGACCGGAGAUAAAGGUCCAGAAGUUUUGGAAGUGCAGGAGGUUUCUCUUGUGGAGGUUUCUGGGAACACUGUAUCUACCGGAACCGUGGAGAAAAUGAAUAAUGGAGAAGUCCUAGUUACAGUGAAAGAGUUCCCAGAGGGUGAGUUUGCGGUACUGCUAAAGGGGAUGGAUAAAAUUUCCAAUUGCCUGUUCCAACGACAGACUACCACACAGAUGUCUCCAUCCAAACUCAACAUCAAGGUAAUGGCAGAUGGGUCCAUGCAUCCCGGAGAAAAAUAUGAGCUCCAUUAUACUUUAACAACCAAUGGAGCCAGUGGUCUAUACACAAUUCGAGCAAUGAACGACAAAGACUACAUCAUGGAACAUACCUCAAAGCUUAAUCUUGUGAGUGGAGGGAGUGCUGUAGGGAUUGUGUCUCUGAGUCCUCCUGCUGACACUUUCAUCAUUGGAAAAGACGUGACUCUCAUCAUUGAGGCCGAGGGUCCGGGGGGCAUCGAUUAUAAUUAUGCUGUGCUUCGCCUUCCUGUCGUCUCCAAGGUUGCCGACUUCACACCUCCACAAUGCAAAUGGUUUAGUCAACAGGGACAUUGCAUAAGCUAUCCGUGUGACUAUUCAACAUGGGAAGUGUCUGUCAACAUCACGGAUGACAUCACAGGUGUCGAAAGCGUUACCGCUCUGCAGGGCGGUGGAUACUUAAUUCAGACACCAGCAACAGAUGGUGGUAUAUCCAUGGUGAUGGGUCAUUAUAAGUCUUCAUGUUGUAGACUUUCUGCGGCUUUGCGCAUAAUUGACAAAGCGGGAAAUACUGAUAUAUGCACUUAUAUCUAUGAAAGAGAACCCAAUGCUGGCUAGGGCUGUGUAUUGCCAACAAUUUUCUCGAUAUGAUACAUAUACUGCCACAAUAGGAUACGCAUCAAAAUACGGGACAAUUUUAAAUGACAUUUUUGUUUAGUAUUUAGUAGCAUUAUUAUCUUGAUUGUACAUUAAAUAAGCAGUGUUGUAACAGUUGUGUUUUUGCCAUUCCUUUAUUAGCUUUCAGGGGACUCGUAGAAAUAUAUAAAAUCUCAGAACUACAGAACUUAACUCAUGUUGAUUCAAAGCAUUUUACAAAGAUAGUGCCUUACUCUAGGCAUUGUAUUCUUCUCUAUAAUUCUUCUUUAUAUGCAUAAACAUGUUUUCAGAAUAAAUACCAUUACUCUAUAGAAAUUAUUAUUAAUGUGUAUUUUGAAGUAUAUAGCUCCAAAUCUCUUCUCCCAAAGACAUACUUUUCACCUGCAGAUUUUUGUCGUCUUUCUUCACAAAUGUGUUACUGUGUUAUAAAAGAGUGGCUAAUAAAGUAGCAGGCACUUCAUUGAU